CGUCGCACCCAACGCCCGCCAUGGCCUCCGACACGUUGGACUUUGGCUCUUUGGACAUGCCUGCCAAGACACCGUCCAUGGACAUGGCCGAGGCUGCUCUUGUGAGAGAGUUGAUCAAGGCGCUACGCGAGCCGGAGGAUGUUGUUAAAGUCUGGCUGGUGCUGGAGGAGAGCGAGCAACAGCGCGUGCUCUCGUAUUGCUUUGCCUGCCUUGACGAGCCCGACAUGUUUCUCGAGGCCGGUGACCUGCUCACGAUCAUCAUCCCGCACAUCACCUCACGCAAGCUCAAGGAAUGGGCUGUUUCCAUCCUGCGCUACAUCCGCGAGGAGACGCGGUACACAGAGACGCGCAAGACUGUGCUGGGCAUCUUGUGGGACACCGGCUUGCUGUAGCCUUACCGUCUGCGGCGGCGUGGCGCAUGUCAGAGCUUGCCGUCAGCCUUGAGCGCCUUGCGCAGCCGUGAGAGACGGGCCUGGAACUCGGGCGCAAGCUUGCCGCUAGCCAUCACC
This is a messenger RNA of Thecamonas trahens ATCC 50062, 509 nucleotides long. RefSeq lists its product as uncharacterized. Bases 21 to 392 code for a protein of 123 amino acids. The record is from RefSeq and is a predicted model, not a curated record. The transcript is spliced from 3 exons. Lineage: Eukaryota; Apusomonadida; Apusomonadidae.